AGAGGGUAUAAUAAAUAAAUAAAUAAAUAAGUAAUUGAAAAAGAAAAUAUGCCUGAUGAGAAACAAGAACAAAUAUCUUUUAUUUGAUAAAAGGAACAACAAAUAUCUUGUUCCCAAACAGUCCCUUAUUUGAUAUCUCGAACAAUUACAAGAAUCAAAUAGAGAAACGGAAAAAGGGUAAAUAGCCAAAAUGGGUUCGUUGAAUAACCUGAAUCAUCUUCCCAGAACUUCCAUGAUAAUAAUAGCAUAAAAAGCUUAUCAGUGUUUCCUCUGUUUUAUGCCCCGCACUUUUUUUUCCUAUUCAAUUUCUUUUGGGGGGUGUUUUUAUUUCAUUGCGCGUGUGGUUAUUGUAAUUUGGAUUUUUGAAGAUUAUUUUUGGAUCAUCUUUAAUUAUUUUUCAAUAAUAUUUAAAACUUGGGAUCAAAAUCUCGCUUCGGAGCAAUGAUUUUUGCUAGGGUUGGCCGCUCCUUAUCUCGAUCUUCCCGUUCCAGAAAUUUGUUGUAUGCUGGUUGGAGAUCGGCGGGGCUGAACGAGAGCCGAUCUUUUUCGAGAGUUUCAGGUGGUAAUGCGUAUCUAGGCAGUCGUAUAAAUGGAAAUUUAGGGUUUUUGAGGGAUUAUAUAGCUUCAAUAGGAGCUCACAAGGCACAUGCUUCCGAUUUCAGAUACAUUCUCGCUAACCCUAAUUUUCGUAGACUCUUUUCCAGCGAAGCCCCAAAGAAAAAGAAUUAUGAGAACUUCUACCCCAAGGAAAAGAAGGAAAUUCCAAAAGGGAACGAUCAGAAAUCCGAGUCCAAAGACGGCACAAACACAGAUGAUCAUGGGAAUUUUCAAGACACUUUUGUGAAACAGUUUCAAAGUUUACUUACUCCUUUGUUAGUGAUUGGGCUAUUCCUUUCAUCCUUUUCUUUUGGUCCCCGUGAACAGAAACAAAUUAGUUUCCAAGAAUUCAAAAACAAGCUUUUGGAACCAGGUUUAGUUGACCAUAUAGUUGUUUCUAAUAAAUCAGUUGCAAAAGUAUUUGUGAGGAACUCUCCACACAAUCAAACAAGUGAGGAUGGUGUUCAAGGACCUGUUAGUGGUAACACUGCUCGAGGGAAUCGAGGACAGUAUAAAUAUUAUUUUAAUAUUGGAAGUGUUGAAUCUUUCGAGGAGAAAUUGGAGGAAGCCCAGGAAGCAUUGGGGAUAGACCCUCAUGAUUAUAUUCCUGUGACAUAUGUAUCUGAAAUGGUUUGGUACCAAGAGUUGUUGAGGUUUGCGCCAACAUUGUUGCUUUUAGGAUCGCUCUUGUAUAUGGGGCGGAGGAUGCAAGGUGGACUAGGUGUUGGUGGUGGUGGAGGAAAGGGUGGCCGUGGAAUAUUCAACAUAGGAAAAGCCCAUGUUACCAGAGUAGAUAAAAAUGCAAAAAAUAAGGUCUUUUUCAAUGAUGUUGCUGGCUGUGAUGAGGCAAAGCAAGAAAUCAUGGAGUUUGUGCAUUUCCUCAAAAACCCUAAGAAAUAUGAGGAAUUGGGAGCAAAAAUUCCCAAAGGUGCAUUGUUGGUUGGCCCUCCAGGCACAGGAAAGACCCUUUUAGCAAAAGCAACUGCAGGGGAAUCUGGUGUGCCUUUCCUGUCAAUAUCUGGUUCGGAUUUCAUGGAGAUGUUUGUUGGUGUUGGACCAUCCAGGGUGAGGAACUUAUUUCAGGAGGCAAGGCAAUGUGCUCCUAGUAUAGUGUUUAUUGAUGAGAUUGAUGCAAUUGGUCGAGCAAGGGGACGAGGAGGGCUCUCAGGUGCCAAUGAUGAGCGUGAAAGUACUUUAAAUCAAUUGUUGGUUGAAAUGGAUGGAUUUGGAACAACCGCUGGAGUUGUUGUGCUUGCUGGCACCAAUAGGCCUGAUAUUUUGGACAAAGCUCUAUUGAGACCUGGUCGAUUUGAUCGUCAGAUUACCAUUGAUAAACCUGAUAUUAAAGGCCGUGAUCAAAUAUUUCAGAUAUACUUGAGAAAGAUCAAACUUGAUCAUGAGCCAUCAUAUUACUCUCAGAGGCUUGCAGCCCUCACUCCUGGAUUUGCUGGAGCAGACAUUGCAAAUGUUUGUAAUGAAGCUGCUCUUAUUGCUGCUAGGAAUGAGAGUGCACAGGUCACAAUGUUCCAUUUUGAGGCAGCUAUUGAUAGGAUUAUUGGUGGUUUAGAGAAGAAGAACAAGGUUAUAAGCAAGCUGGAGCGUCGGACUGUAGCCUAUCAUGAAUCAGGUCAUGCUGUUGCUGGGUGGUUCUUAGAACAUGCAGAGCCCCUGUUGAAAGUCACAAUUGUUCCUAGGGGCACAGCAGCACUAGGGUUUGCCCAGUAUGUUCCCAAUGAAAACCUUCUGAUGACAAAGGAGCAACUAUUUGAUAUGACAUGCAUGACCCUCGGUGGUCGGGCUUCUGAACAGGUUCUGUUGGGAAAGAUCUCCACAGGUGCGCAGAAUGACUUGGAGAAGGUUACUAAAAUGACCUAUGCCCAAGUGGCAGUCUAUGGAUUCAGUGAUAAGGUGGGUCUCCUCUCUUUCCCUCAAAGGGAAGACACUUUUGAGAUGUCGAAGCCCUAUAGUAGCAAGACUGCAGCAAUCAUCGACAAUGAAGUGCGUGAAUGGGUGACCAAGGCCUAUAAACGCACAGUUCAACUUAUAGAGGAACACAAAGAACAUGUGGCUAAAAUUGCAGAAUUGUUGCUUGAGAAGGAAGUUCUUCACCAAGAUGACCUGCUUCGAGUUUUGGGCGAAAGGCCAUUCAAACAGGCAGAAGUCACAAACUAUGAUAGGUUUAUGCAAGGUUUUAAAGAAGAAGAUGAGAAGGUUGAAGAGAUACCUUUGAGGGGGCCGGCUGAUGAGGAUGAUGGGUCCCCACAGUUAGAACCUCAGGUCAUCCCUACUUAAUUAAUGGGGACAUUUAAAUUGUACAUGAAAUUAACAGCUGAUUCUCAUUUUUUCACCCUUUUUUUUUUUUUUUUUUUUUGCUUUUAUUAGUUUCCAACUUUUCUUUUUUGUUAUUCCAUAUUCCUUGUAUGGUCAAAAUCCUGUACCUUUGCUAUUUACUUUUCAUAGUAACAUCUUUGCUUCGGAAAA
Molecule: messenger RNA, 3078 nt
Organism: Ziziphus jujuba (common jujube)
Lineage: Eukaryota; Viridiplantae; Streptophyta; Magnoliopsida; Rosales; Rhamnaceae
Product: ATP-dependent zinc metalloprotease FTSH 10, mitochondrial
Exons: 8
Coding region: 442-2889 (815 amino acids)
Biological process (GO): mitochondrial protein processing; protein-containing complex assembly
Cellular component (GO): m-AAA complex; chloroplast thylakoid membrane
Molecular function (GO): ATP hydrolysis activity; zinc ion binding; ATP binding
Source: RefSeq, a predicted model, not a curated record